AUGCCGUCCGGUACUGCUUCGAAUAUAGAAAGCGUCUCUCCGGAGAAGGAGCUGACGAUGCACGUUGAGCACUCCGCGCACGGGUUGUCUCCUGGAGACGAAGAGUUCCUCGCCAACUUCCCGGACGAAGAGAAGAAAAGAGUGUUACGGAAGGCCGUCAGUCUACUUGGGCACGUUGAUAUUCGUCUGGGGUGUGAUUAUGCUCUGCACAGGCUUUGUCCAAAGCUUCGACAGCUUACUUGCGAUUCGGUUCCUGCUAUAGGCCUAUUCGAGUUUGUCCCCUGGCGGUCCGGCUUUCUCCCAGGCGCAGUCCUCUUAAUUUCGAAAUGGUACCUCCCCGGAGAAACGCAAACGCGCAUCGCCAUACUCUACACCUCCGCUGCAUCCGGAGGCGCCUUCUCCGGUCUUCUUGCGUUCGCUAUUGCCAAAAUGAGCGGUCUUGCUGGCUACGAGGGAUGGCGAUGGAUUUUCAUAAUAGAAGGUCUAGCCACCAUUGUUCUCGCAAUUCUGACCUUCUUCCUCCUCCUUGACUCCCCCUCGCUGUCGUCCAGCUGGCUCACCCCCUCUGAAAUACGCUUCCUCGAACUCCGCCAACUAGCCAACAGCGUCCAAAGUCCGCACAACAGAAAAAGCGUUAACUGGUCAGCCAUCAAUAGCGUCUUAACCGAUUGGAAAAUCUACCUCCUCAUCCUUGGAAGCUGGUCUAAUGCGGUCCCCAAUUACGCGAUGAAAUUCACCAUGCCGCAGAUUAUCGCCGGCAUGGGGUUCACCUCGGCCAGGGCCCAGCUACUCACCAUCCCGCCUUAUGCACUCGGCGCUUUCUCAGCAUUUGUAUUCUCCAUCUUUGCGGACAGAUACACCUGGCGGAUGCCGUUCAUUGUCGUGCCUCAGCUAGCGCAAGUCGUUGCCUUUAGCAUACUUUACACACAUGCGGCCAACAUCGAAGAAAACAUAGCGUUGUGUUAUUUCGGCGUCUGCUUAGCCUGCUUCGGGUAUCAUCCAUCCAUCCUAUUCUUAAGAGCUAAUCUGCUAACAUUUCCGACUGACAGCAUGUACCCUAUCCUCCCCGGUGUCAACGCCUGGAACGUCUCCAACACACCGCACCUUGCCAAACGGGCCGUGGCUAUCGGAUACCUGAUCUGCAUGGGGAAUGUGGGCGGCCUCAUCGGUAGCUUCAUCUACAAGCAGGACGAAGCUCCACGGUAUGUGACUGGGUACGGAAACUCGUUCGCCUUUGCCGCGGCGGGAAUCGUUGCGUGUCUUGUUCUUGAGUUUGCCCUCUUUAGGUUGAAUCGAAGCAAGGAGCGGUUUAGUGAAGAUGAGGUUAGAGAACGGUACACUGAUAGUGAGCUGGAGGAGAUGGGGGAUAGAAGUCCACUAUUCAGGUAUACGCUGUAA
This is a messenger RNA of Aspergillus nidulans FGSC A4, 1398 nucleotides long. Its product is annotated as putative MFS transporter. The record is from RefSeq and is a predicted model, not a curated record. Lineage: Eukaryota; Fungi; Ascomycota; Eurotiomycetes; Eurotiales; Aspergillaceae. Gene Ontology annotation, cellular component: membrane. Gene Ontology annotation, molecular function: transmembrane transporter activity. The transcript is spliced from 4 exons. Gene Ontology annotation, biological process: transmembrane transport. Bases 1 to 1398 code for a protein of 465 amino acids.